This is a messenger RNA of Leguminivora glycinivorella, 2738 nucleotides long. RefSeq names its product nucleolar GTP-binding protein 1 (gene Non1). Lineage: Eukaryota; Metazoa; Arthropoda; Insecta; Lepidoptera; Tortricidae. The transcript is spliced from 15 exons. The record is from RefSeq and is a predicted model, not a curated record. Gene Ontology annotation, molecular function: GTPase activity; GTP binding; RNA binding. Gene Ontology annotation, biological process: ribosomal large subunit biogenesis. Gene Ontology annotation, cellular component: nucleolus. The coding region runs from base 91 to 2052 and encodes 653 amino acids.
AUUUCUUUUUAAACACGUGUUGUACGUGUGAUGGACUCACUGCGAGUCCAGUUAAUAUUUACUAGAAAAUAAUAACAUUACAACAACAAAAUGAGUUUGUACAACUUUAAAAAGAUCGCCGUAGUCCCUACGGCUAAGGACUUUAUAGAUAUAAUUUUGUCAAAAACACAAAGGAAGACUCCUACAGUAGUGCACAAGCAUUACAAAAUAUCCCGGAUACGUGGGUUUUAUAUGAGAAAAGUGAAAUUUACGCAGCAGAAUUUCCACGAUAGAUUGUCCCGUAUUAUUCAGGAAUUCCCGAAGCUAGAUGAUGUGCACCCAUUCUAUGCUGACCUGAUGAAUGUGCUGUACGAUAAGGACCACUACAAGCUUGGUCUCGGCCAGCUGAACACCGCUCGCCAUCUCAUUGACAAUGUAGCAAAAGACUAUGUACGCCUGCUCAAAUACGGAGACUCGCUGUACCGCUGCAAGCAGCUGAAACGCGCGGCGCUCGGUCGCAUGGCCACCAUCAUGAAAAGACAGCAAGCCAACCUGGCUUACUUAGAACAGGUGAGGCAGCAUUUAGCCCGUCUGCCCUCCAUCGACCCCUACACUAGGACUAUCAUCAUCUGCGGGUUCCCCAACGUUGGCAAAUCUAGCUUCAUCAACAAGAUAACCCGCGCCGACGUGGAAGUGCAACCAUACGCGUUCACGACAAAGAGCUUGUACGUGGGACACACAGACUACAAAUACUUGAGGUGGCAGGUGAUCGACACUCCCGGAAUCCUGGACCAUCCCCUGGAAGAGAGGAACGUGAUAGAAAUGCAAGCUGUCACGGCGCUAGCUCAUCUCAGGGCCGCCAUCUUGUACUUCAUCGACCCUUCAGAGCAGUGCGGCCACAGUAUAGAGGAGCAGAUAUCUCUCUUCGAGAGCAUAAAGCCACUCUUCAGCAACAAGCCACUGAUCGUGGUUCUCAACAAGAUGGAUGUUAUCCGGCCUGAAGACCUGGCUCCGGACAAGAGGCAGCUCAUUGAAGAGUUGGAAGCCCGCUGUGCUAAGAACCCUGUCAACGCUGACUCAAACUCUGAGCUCUCGACGGUCCCCGUGAUGAGAACUUCCACGGUCACCGACGAAGGAGUUCAGGAGGUCAAGAUCGAGGCCUGCGAGAGGCUGCUCGGGCACAGGGUCACUGAGAAAAUGCGGACUAAGAAGGUGGACGGCAUCCUAAACCGUCUGCACGUGGCGACGCCGGCCCCACGUGAUGGCAAAGAACGCCCCCCAGUUAUCCCCCCUUCGGUGCUGGCCAAGAAACAAGCGGCGGCGGACAGAGAGGCUAGGAAGAGGAAACUUGAGAGAGAAAUCGAAGUGGAAGAGGGAGACGACUAUGUGCUGGACUUAAAGAAGAACUACACAGAUAUAGCCGAAGAGGAGCGUUACGACCCUAUCCCAGAGUUCUGGGAGGGACACAACAUCGCCGAUUACAUCGAUCCGGAGAUAUUCGAGAAAUUAGCCGAGUUAGAGCGAGACGAAACGUUGAGGGAAGAGGGAGGCAUGUACGCAGUACCGAAGAUAGAAUUAGACGAGACCAUGAAGGAAAUCAAACAACUGGCUAUACAAAUUCGCAACAAGAAAGCGGUCCUCAAAGACGAGUCGCGCAUCAACAAGCAAAGCACGAAGCCCGUCAUGCCGCGCAACACGCGCGCCCGGGAACGAGGCCGCUCCACCACCAAGCUCAGGGACGAGAUGGAGAAACUUGGUGUGGACAUGUCAGAGACGAAAGAGGCGCACUUCACCCGCACUCGCUCCCGCUCCCGCUCCCUCUCCGCGCCCGCGGUCAAGAAGGCGCGCGUGGACGUGUCCCGCGCGCGCUCCGUCUCGCGGCCCGCCAGGGACGAGCAGGGAGUCAAGGACACACAGAUGGCGAAACGCGCCAAGAACAUGGCCCACGUGGCCAUCGCUCGCAAGACGAAGAAGAUGGGGCUCAAGGGCGAGGCCGACCGCUUCAUCGGCACCAAGAUGCCCAAACAUCUGUUCUCCGGCAAGCGGGGCACCGGCAAGACCGACCGACGAUAAGAAAACUUUAUACAGCGAUUUUAGGGUUAAUUUUCAAAUAUAUUACUGGUUAUGUCAUAUCUAUGGUAUUUUUAACAUCCAUUUAAGUAUCCACAUAUUGGCAAUAUUGCCAAUAUCGACAGAUGUGCAAUGUGCAUUUGAGCAAAUAAGAUCGAUUUUUAUAUUACAAUAAAGACUUUGAUGAUUUUAAGUUCAUUUAUAUUAAAGGCAAUAAUAUACCUUCGUCUUCACGCCUAUAGGCACUGGUCCCACCGCGAGCUAGUAAGCUAUGAGCUAUCGGUUAUAAAAACGAACAAAAGAUAGUCGCUCCCGUGUAAAUAAAAGAGACACGGCGAUGUUUAUAGUUACUCGCCCAGCGGUGAGCUAUCAAAAUCGCCGUCUCUCUUUUAUUUGCACGGGAGUGCUUAUCUUUUGGUCGUUUUUAUAGCCGAUAGCUCAUAGCUUACUAGCUCGCGAUGGGACCAGUGCCAUAAGGACACAUGUGCGUUUGCGUUUAUAAAGCCGAUUUUAAUAGUAAAUAUAAAAAUAUGUAAUUAUUAGACAGAUAUUAGGAGUUUACCUUUGUAUUAGUAUUUUAUUUUUCACCACAAAAAAUAUCUGACUACAUUGAUAUCUAUUUUGUUACUUUAAGUGUUCAAGAGAAAGUGACAAUUAAAAUGCACUAAAUAAAGUUGUACAAAAAUAUA